AUGUUUAAAGCAAAAAAGGCGAACUUUGUUGAACUUUGCAAGGAGUUUCAGUCUGAUAAUGAAGCAUUCCAGUCUUCCAUCGAUGCGAAGAUCUCAAAGCUUCAGAAGGAACUGGAGAUGGAGAGCAAAAUAAUGGAUGCUCUUGCCAUCAAAGAAGAAAAAUGUAAAGUAUUGGAAACAAAUCUUUGCUACACUGAGAAGCAAGCUUGUGAUCCCAGGAUCUCCAUCACUAUAAAGAAUAAUCUUCCUGAGAAGCUACGCCCGGUGUUCGCUAUGUUACACCGUUUGGAAGUUAACCCUCCCGUCAUCAUGAAAGAACCCAAGAGUAAAGAAAAGCUAUUUAAUGAUGAACCCAUUAUCGAUGAUGAAGGAGAUGAAGAGCCUGAUGAAGCUGAGCUUAAAAGGUGGAAUGCUCGUGAGGCAGAGUUGGAUGAACAUGCUCACAUCGUCAGAGAGGUAGAAGAAAAGGAAAAUGUUGAAAAAGAAGCUCAUGCCACACUCAAAAGCCGAAUGAUGCUAUUCCGCAAGUGGACCCUGAAGCAAAUUCAAAAUGAGGUUGUGGAUCUGCCAGGCCAAUCUCAAACCAGGAAAAAUUUACAAGGAUGGUUUGUAGUGUACAUGUCUAGAGAUCGUCCAGGAGCAGAACGUCAGAAUCUAUAUUUUCAUCUUGAAGACAAACACAUGUAUACUACUACUUGUAUGGAGUUUAUUUUGGAGCAGGUUACAAAGUUCAAGGGCAACCACAACGAUGACUUGAAAUGUUUCUCUGAUCUGAUCACGUGGUAUAUCCAGGUUUGUAAGCUGUUGUUGAGCUUCAUUCCCAAGAUCUACGAAGUACAGAUGCGAAUCAAGAACUGA
Messenger RNA from Lactuca saligna, 858 nucleotides. Lineage: Eukaryota; Viridiplantae; Streptophyta; Magnoliopsida; Asterales; Asteraceae. The record is from the annotation of a GenBank genome assembly.